GGAAACAAUGAAACGAGUCAACAAAGAAAGUCGUUGUUCGCUUCGAGCUCAUUUAUCGACCUGAUGUGUUUCAGACUGUGACUUUAACUCAGUGUGUGUGUGCGUGCGUGUGCGUGCGUGACAUUCACUCAUGAUAACCUUCGUAUGUUCACGUGGAGCCGUGGCUCUACCGCGUCUGUAGCUCUGUCCUCGCGUCUACACACAUGUUGUCAUGAUGACAGGAUGAUGAAGAUGACAGGAUGAUGACGGGCGAUGGCGAACGGCGUCGGAAAACAUAAGCUGCUUGUCAUCGGGCCGACAGAACCAUGGUCAGUGAGGGAGAAGCUGUGUUUGGCGUCAUCAGUGAUGAAGAGUGGAGAUCAGAACUGGGUUUCUGUCAGUCGAGCCAUCAAACCAUUUGCAGAACCUGGACGACCACCUGACUGGUUCUCUCAGAGGCAGUGUGCCUCUAAAUACUCUGAGCUCCUGGAAGCAACAGAAGCCCCAAAGAGGAAACGUGGUGACAAAGGUGAAGUGGUGGAGACAGUGGAGGACGUGAUCGUUCGCAGGCUGACGGCCGACAGGAUUGAAGAACUUAAAAAAGUGAUGAAAGAAAGUCAGGAGAAGCACAGGAAGCUGAAGAGAGAAGCUGAACUCAUUCAAGCUGGACAUCUAGAUUCUAAACUCCAAGACUUAUGGGAAGAAAUUCUUCAACAGAACAAAGUGGAGCAGGAGGAAGCAGAGAUGAGAAGAAAAAACACAGCUGCUGCUUAUCAGGACAGACAGGUGGCAAAGAGCACAUGUAAGCCAGUGCCAGGCGUCGCCAUGCACUGUAGCUCCCCAAACCACGACUUCUCACCAGGUGACCCACGUGAGAGCUUGACCCUUGACCUCGCACCUUCAAACACUGCUUCAGGAUCGUCCAGGUUAAUGGUUUUUCCGGAGUCUCCUGGACCUGGUCCUGAAGACGGGUCACCUGUGGACGACCUCGCCCAAAAGAAAGUGGUGUGCCAGAAAGCCACUCCCCCACCGUCUCCACUGCUGUCAGAGUUACUGAAGAAAGGCAGCAUCUUGGCCUCUAAUUCCAGACUGAUUGGAGAGGGUGACGUGUCUGCUGGUAAUUUGAUCGGAGCACAUGACCUGCAGUUUACUCAACCUCUCUCUCAGGCAACAGCAGGUGCUCCCAUGUUGUCUCGUCUGCUGGAGGCGGGUCCAACGCACUUUUCUGCUCCACUGAGUUUCAUGGUCAGUGCAGACACCGUGUCCUGUGCUCCUCCUCCUGUCCACUCAGCUGCCUCAGCAGGAACAGAUGACAAAGUGUCAGGACUCAGUGAGGAAGAGGAGAGCGUGUCCUACAUGGGAGACGAGCUGGACUUCAAGACUGUGGGAGACAUUAUCGCUAUCAUUGAAGACAAGGUGCAAAGAAGCAAAGCCGAUGAGGCUGCAGAGGCUUUGGAUGCAGCUGCAGUUGAAGCUGCUCUGUCGCUGUGUGAGGAGAACGGCCACGCCCUCUCUGGUGCCUGGGAGGCGGGGCCUUUCCAGCCCCACAGCUCUCACCCCACAGCGCCCUCUUUUGGGGCUCCACAGUCGUCAUCCCUUCUCUGUGGUCUGGAGGGGAAAGUCCAGGAUGACACUUCAGCUUCACUCUCAGAUCAGUGUCUUGUAGAAUUCAGCGCUCUUCCUCACGGCUCGUCAUCCUCGCGGAGCCACAGUGGAGCGACUGCACUGCUGGAGGCAAAGAGAAAAUGUAGAGAGGUGGUAAACCUGGAAAACCCACAUUCAUCAGGUACUAGCAUCAAAUGUGAGCAACAACAAAGAUCAGACGUGGGACUUGAAGAGAAUCCACUGACAGAAAGACACGUGAAGGUAAAGAAGAGCAGCGUGGACAUGAAGCUGGUAAUCAUCAUUGAUUUCACCUCUCCAUCUUUUCAGGAGGUGAAGCCACACAACGGAAGUGUUGCUCGAGGAGAGAGCGACUCAGGCACUAAAGUAGACGAUGAAGUCAAUGAAGAAGAGGAGGGUGACGUGGUAGAGGGAUUCUCGUCGGAGCUGGAACCUGCAGCCAGUGAGAGUGAGGAUGGUUGCAGCCUCCACACGGCCUCCUCCUCCCUGCAGCUCCUCACUGCUGCAGACUCCAUCCCCAGCAGCCCGGCGUCGUCGCAGUUCUCUGCAUGCAGUGAGGACCAGGAAGCUCUACAGGCUCAAAAGAUCUGGAAGAAAGCCAUUAUGCUGGUGUGGAGAGCAGCAGCCAAUCACAGGUAUGCAAAUGUCUUCCUGCAGCCAGUAACUGAUGAAAUUGCACCUGGAUAUCACAGCAUUGUGCACAGGCCCAUGGACCUGGCCACCAUAAAGAAGAACAUUGAGACCACUUUGAUUCGGACCACCGCUGAGUUCCAGAGAGACAUCAUGCUGAUGUUUCAGAACGCCGUCAUGUACAACAGCCUGGAUCACGACGUGCACCACAUGGCUCUGGAGAUGCAGCGCGACGUCCUGGAGCAGAUCCAGCAGUUUCUAGCCACACAGCUCAUCAUGGAGACGUCAGAGUCUGGUAUCGGCGCCAAAAGUCUGAGGGGCCGUGAGAGCACACGCAAACUGGACUCUACAGACAAGGACACUGUCUCCAUGUCUUCCCCCGCCUUCCUCCUCUCUCUGUUUGAUGGAGGCACCAGGGGGCGCCGUUGUGCCAUAGAAGCUGACAUGAAGAUGAAGAAAUGAGACCACGCGUGUGAGUGGCACAGACUCUCACUCUGCUUCCUGUGCAAUAGAACCUUUCUUUUCACUCUAGAUUAAAUGGGUAGAUGAGAAAGAGGAGAAUAUCUUUACUUCUGAGACAGCCAUGCAUACUCUUCACGGAUUACAUAGCAGCGUAAUCCCAGAUUACAAUGGGACGUUGAGAAAGACGAGGUCAAAUCUUCCAUAAACGUAGCUGCUGAUCACUAAGACCUCAGGUGACUGAAAGGUCAGAGGUGCAUGAAGAAACAUCAACUUAGCUGCUUUUUAUUAUUAUUAUUAUUAUUAUUAUUGUUGUUAUUUUGUGAUGAAUUCCUUUGAUCUUUGGUACUUCCAUACAUUAUCAUGCUAAUAAUCUUUUUUGUGGAUUUAAAUGUUAAAACAAUGAAAGUGUAUUAAAGUGCCCAAACCUACCAUGUUGAGCUUGAAUUGCACAGAAUCUCUCCUCAGUGCCGACUUCAAACAAACCUGCAGAAACUGUCGCAGCUUCACUUUUCUGUUUUUGUGCAAAACCAGGUUUUAAAAAGGCCGAUCUUCCUUUAAGGAUUUUUGUAAGUAUGAAAGUCUAGUUUGUCUGAUGUGUAAUAAAGUGUGAAUGAGCAAGUUU
This is a messenger RNA of Solea senegalensis (Senegalese sole), 3316 nucleotides long. RefSeq names its product bromodomain-containing protein 8-like. Gene Ontology annotation, molecular function: protein binding. NCBI's taxonomy places the organism in Eukaryota, Metazoa, Chordata, Actinopteri, Pleuronectiformes, Soleidae. The coding region runs from base 253 to 2694 and encodes 813 amino acids. The transcript has 19 exons. The record is from RefSeq and is a predicted model, not a curated record. Gene Ontology annotation, cellular component: NuA4 histone acetyltransferase complex.